Molecule: messenger RNA, 2653 nt
Organism: Arabidopsis thaliana (thale cress)
Lineage: Eukaryota; Viridiplantae; Streptophyta; Magnoliopsida; Brassicales; Brassicaceae
Product: P-loop containing nucleoside triphosphate hydrolases superfamily protein
Exons: 14
Coding region: 296-2227 (643 amino acids)
Source: RefSeq, marked reviewed
GAAAUACCGGUGCUUCUCUAAAAGAGAUUUCGGUUCGGUUAUCGAUUAUUUCAGAAAUGUUUUAAAAAACCGAAAUAAACCAAAAAUGUGUUGGUUUUUUAGCCCGUAAAAAAAAAAAACUUCACCCCAGCACGAAGAAAUCGACACGUGUGAUUUGGUGCUUCCCGCCAUUCUGGAAAGAUUGCACAGCAAAAUCAGUCUCUCGUAUAAGAACAAGAUAGUGAAGAGAAAUAAAAAAAGCGGAAGAUCAAUAAAACCUAACUCACUCUGAGAUUUUUGAGAUUUGGGCGUCGCGAUGGAGCCACACUCUCACCACAAGAAUGCGAUUCUUCCGUCUAGUAGCCAAGACGAGAAUCUCAAAGAAGAAGAAGUUCCUGAUGAUGAUGAUUCAGUCGGCGGUGAAGUUCAAGGUACCGCAUCGUUUCUAUUAGGCGUCAUUGAUGCUCGAUUUGCUCACACCUGUUUAUUUUCAUCAUGUCUUGCUCACACAGGUGAGGUCAAUGCUAAUGACUAUAUACCAAAUCCUGCCGCUCCUGCAAACACUAAAAGAAAAUGGCAGAUCAUGAAAGAAAAGGUUCAGAUGACAGAGGAUGAUGAUUUUGAUGAGCAGAAUGCAGUCAUUGCUGAAGCUGCUGAGCAGCCUCUAGAUUUGAUUAUACCGCUACUAAAGUACCAAAAGGAGUUUUUGGCUUGGGCUACAAUACAGGAACUAUCAGCCGUAAGAGGAGGCAUUCUCGCUGAUGAGAUGGGAAUGGGGAAAACAAUACAAGCCAUCUCUCUCGUUCUUGCCAGACGGGAAGUUGACAGAGCCAAAUCUAGGGAAGCAGUUGGGCACACCCUUGUGCUUGUUCCUCCUGUUGCUCUUUCUCAGUGGUUAGAUGAGAUUUCUCGGUUGACAUCCCCGGGAAGCACCAGGGUUCUUCAAUACCAUGGGCCGAAGAGAGACAAGAAUGUUCAAAAGUUAAUGAAUUACGACUUUGUUUUGACAACAUCUCCCAUAGUUGAGAAUGAAUAUAGGAAGGAUGAAGGAGUGGACGAAACAAUGUCUCCUUUACACUCUAUUAAGUGGAAUCGUAUCAUCGUCGAUGAGGCUCAUGAUAUCAAAAACAGAAGUAGUCGCACUGCCAAAGCUGUUUUUGCUUUGGAGGCGACCUACAGAUGGGCUCUGAGUGGUACCCCUCUCCAGAAUGAUGUUGACGAGCUCUACUCCCUGAUACGCUUCCUUCGCGUUUCGCCAUACUCAUAUUACUUUUGCAAGAAAUGUGACUGUGAAGUUCUUGAUCGGAGUGCGCAUCGAAAAUGUCCCAGCUGUCCUCAUAAUGCAAAUCAACACAUCUCUUGGUGGAAAGAGAAUGUGGACAAACGGAGAAACAGAGCCUGUAUAUUCCUUAAACAAAAUGUUCUAAAGGACAUUCUACUAAGACGUACUAAAUUGGGCCGGGCAGCUGACCUUGCUCUUCCUUCUAGAAUCAUCUCUCUGAGGCGAGAUGCACUAAGUGUAGUAGAAGCUGAUUUCUAUGAAUCACUAUACAAAGUUAGCAAGACAACAUUUGAUGGGUAUAUUCAGGCUGGGACAUUGAUGAAUAACUAUGCACAUAUAUUUGGUCUUCUUAUCCGACUGAGACAAGCUGUUGAUCAUCCAUACCUGGUGAGUUAUUCUAGUCCUAGUGGCGCUAACGCUAACUUGCUUGAUGCGAACAAAAAUGAGAAAGAAUGUGGUUUCGGCCAUGACCCUUCCAAGGACUACUUUGUGACUUCUAGUGAACAUCAGGCAAGCAAGACAAAGCUUAAAGGAUUUAGAGCCUCUAGCAUUUUAAAUCGGAUAAACCUCGAUGAUUUUAAAACAAGUACAAAGAUUGAGGCUUUGAGAGAAGAAAUCAGGUUCAUGGUUGAAAGAGAUUGGUCUGCCAAAGCAAUAGUAUUCAGCCAGUUCACAUCAUUCUUGGACCUGAUAAGUUACGCCUUGGGGAAGUCUGGGGUUAGCUGUGUUCAACUGGUGGGAAGCAUGUCCAAGGCAGCUAAAGAUGCUGCACUCAAAAAUUUUAAAGAAGAGCCAGAUUGCAGAGUUUUAUUAAUGAGCUUGCAAGCUGGAGGGGUUGCUCUAAAUCUAACAGCCGCUUCGCAUGUGUUCAUGAUGGACCCGUGGUGGAACCCAGCGGUUGAGAGGCAAGCACAGGACAGAAUACAUAGGAUCGGACAGUGCAAGCCUGUCAGGUUAUAUUUUUGAGUUGUCCUUCAAUAUACUGUAUGUUGUUUUGGUGGGGGAAGAAAGAAGAAACAUUUGGUUGUGUGACAGGGUUGUAAGAUUCAUAAUGGAGAAAACAGUAGAGGAAAAGAUACUAACGCUUCAAAAGAAGAAGGAAGAUUUGUUUGAAAGUACGUUAGGUGACUCUGAAGAGGCCGUUGUACAAAAGCUGGGAGAAGACGAUAUCAAGUCCCUGUUCGCAUAACCAAAUCUUGUAGAUGAAGAACAUGAUAGAAAAUUUGUAUAGAUAGAAAAAAGAGUCUUGACAGGACAAAAUUAGGCUCAAGCUAAAAGAUUUGAUACAUACUUGUGUAAUAUGAUGAGCACCGGAUAGAUUGUAUAUGAAUCGGAUCACAAACUUUUCCUUCUCCCGAAGAAUAUUGAGCAUGAGGCCAUGGCCGGUUUGAG